Messenger RNA from Thermothelomyces thermophilus ATCC 42464, 1448 nucleotides. RefSeq lists its product as uncharacterized. Gene Ontology annotation, molecular function: protein kinase activator activity. The coding region runs from base 203 to 1285 and encodes 360 amino acids. The record is from RefSeq and is a predicted model, not a curated record. Gene Ontology annotation, biological process: signal transduction; cell division; positive regulation of protein phosphorylation. Gene Ontology annotation, cellular component: cytoplasm; nucleus. NCBI's taxonomy places the organism in Eukaryota, Fungi, Ascomycota, Sordariomycetes, Sordariales, Chaetomiaceae. The transcript has 4 exons.
GGGAUGUCUCCUGCCCAAAGAUUCAGGAGGUCUGGAACCUGCAACCCAAUCCGAUUCAUCAGUAAACAAUACUUCUUCGUACAUGACGACCUGCGCAGAUUGACGUGUAAACGACCUACCUUGGACUAUUCAGGGCCUCUCCCUUGCGCCGCAGACUUUCUUUUUUUACAUACCCGUCUUUGACUCAAGUCACACAGCAAUAAUGUCUAACCUCUUCUCUGGAAUCAACGCCCGCUUCCGCGGCCAGAGAAGCCCAAACUCGGGCGCAAGCUCCCCGAGCCCCGAGCAGCAGCAGGCGCAGGCGCAAGCACAGGCUCAAGCACAAGCGCAAGCCCAGGGACAACACCCAGGAAAUCUACCCCAAGGGCAGCCAGGAAGCCAGUCUUCCUCCUCCAAUCUUGCAGUGAAGCUCCCGCCACUCCCCACCUCGCCAUCACUUGCUGAGACCAUCGGCAUGGACCAGGCCAGCGGCAUGGUGCCGUCAGCGGAGGAGGUUCUCGCUUCGUACCACCUGCCUCCCGUGAAACCUCUGUGGCUCAACGCCAACUAUGCGAAGCACAUCGUCAAGGGUAACUUUCUCACGCUCAGCGCAAAGCCCAAGACGGUCGAGAUGGGGGAAUGGAUUGCGCACCAAGUUGUCGACCACUGGAGGAUGUUGAUUACUUUUAUCCGCCUGGUCCACGACAAGGAAGAGGAUGGCACCUCCAUCUGCAAUUCUAGGAGAUGCGCCAAGAUGUCGGCAGGAAGCAACCACUCGUUCACCUGGCUCAACUCUCGGUACCAGCCCGUCGAGAUCCCCGCCUACGAGUACUUGACCCUCGUGCAGCGGUACAUCACGGGUAAACUCGAUGACACAAGCAUCUUCCCAACGGACCCAGCUGGCGUCUCGUACGCCGACAACCCGGCCUUCUGCACCCCGGUACCGGAAUCAGGCCCGGAUUGGGUGGGUAAGCGGAGUGGGUUUCCACAGAAUUUCAUGGAGACGUGCCAGACCAUCUUCCGCCAGAUGUUCCGGGUUUAUGCCCACCUGUACUGGUCACACUUCGAGGACAUGUUCUGCCUGAACCUCGAGAAGUCGAUGAACAGCUGCUUCAGCCACUUCAUCCUCACCGCAACCACGUUGAACCUGCUGAAGAAGUCGGAUCUCGAGCCCAUGCAGCCGCUGAUCGACCUCUGGGCGGCUCUCGGGACGUUUCCUCAGGGAUCCAAGGCGUACGAGAUUGCCAACAUUGCAGUUGGACAGCUGCUGAUCCAGAAGGCGGGGGGACCGCCCGCCAGUAAUUGAACGGAGCGGGCCGGCCAGGCGCGCAUGGAUAACAAGUGGGGGGAAACAAAAGAGAUAAUUCUGCAUAGCGGGCGAAGUGAGAGCUGGGUGUGCGUCUAAGGGCAGCGUCAGAAAGCGGCACAGGAAGUGUGGAUGGCACGACGUUCUUUGGCCACGUGUGAUC